Messenger RNA from Myzus persicae (green peach aphid), 2677 nucleotides. It is a transcript of the gene INPP5E, whose product is annotated as 72 kDa inositol polyphosphate 5-phosphatase. Gene Ontology annotation, biological process: phosphatidylinositol dephosphorylation. The transcript has 8 exons. Gene Ontology annotation, molecular function: phosphatase activity. NCBI's taxonomy places the organism in Eukaryota, Metazoa, Arthropoda, Insecta, Hemiptera, Aphididae. The record is from RefSeq and is a predicted model, not a curated record. The coding region runs from base 572 to 2338 and encodes 588 amino acids.
UUAGAAAAUACUCUAUGCUUAGUAGUCAAUAGUCAGUAUCCAACAGAAUUGAGAAUAUAAUAUAUAUUAUGUAUACUAAUUUAUUCUGUACAUUUAUGUCUAGGGACUGAGUCGACUGACAGACAUCUCAUAUCAUGUCUAGAUCGUCUAUUCUGUGAAAACUGAAAGUUGCAAGUUGCACAUUUGCAAUCAUUGUUUUGUGUUUAAAUAACGAUUGCAUAACCACAAAACAGUUCGUGGUUACUGUAAGAAAGUUUAUCAGUUUAUCAGGAAAAAAAAUAAAACGACAACUGUCCUACGUCUAUCAAUUUUACUGAACUAAUCAGCUAAACAACCAAACUUUUAAUUAUGCACGACCAACCACUUAGAAUUUAGAUUAGAUAUAAGUAUUAAGUACCUUUUGGCUUUUUAGUUUUUAAACGUACAAGAAUUUUAGUCAUUCUAUUAGCAUGAUUGAAAUAUGAUUACGUUACAAUGUUUUCCUAGUCACUUUAUUAUAAGCAUUUUUUUUUCAAUACGGCUGAAAACUGAUCUCGACUCCACUGUUAUGACCGACCUGUGAGUUAUAAAAAUGAAUAAACAAAAUAUUUCACCUAAAAAAAAAUCGAGCUUGUUAAGUAUUCUACACUUAAGGAAAAAAAAACCAACGCCCGAAAUUGAUACAUCAAAACCAACAUUUUAUCAACUAGAUGGUCCAUAUCGUAAUGUUUCUAAUCCACUUAAUAGAAGUACAAAUGUUUCUUUAUGUUGCGCAAUUACCGAGACAACUAAAACACCGUCUGAUUUCCAAAAUGGAGAAAACUCAAAUGAACCUGAUGUGUGUUCUUGUACCGUGGAACCCAAUACUUCUCAUAAACGGUCUUUGAGCCUGGGCUUACAUUCAUCUACCAACGGUGUAAAUCCAGAAUAUAAAGAUACUGAAUCAAAUGAACCAUCAACCCCUUCUUUGGAAAAAUGUGACAGGUUACGGAAAAUGUUUAGCAAUGCACAACAUGUGUCUGCUGAUAGUAUCAUUAUUCCAAAAACCCCUAGUAUAAAUACAGCAGAUUCAAAGCCAAUUCGACCAUCAUCUACUACUACUUUGACAGCAUCAGAGUAUUUAAAAAAAACUGAAACUAAAAAUAACUCAAUGGAUAGUUUAGCCAGACAGGCUUUAUUUGCAGUACAAGUGUUACAUCUUAUUCCUACAUCUGAUGUUAAAGAACGAAACUAUUUACAUGGACGUAUUGCAGGAAAUUCUUUACUAGGAGCUAUGGAAUUGGAGCGAGUCUUACAUAAUCGAGAAGUUCGUAUAUAUGUUGGGACAUGGAACAUGAAUGGCCAAGCGCCUCCACCUGAAUUAAAUGAACUACUGCUCCCCGACACUGUUCCUCAUCUUCCAGAUAUUCUUGCUAUAGGUACCCAAGAAAGUUAUCCUGAUAAAUUUGAAUGGGAAGUAAAUAUUCAAGAAACUAUUGGUCCAUCUCACAUUCUUUUUCAUUCAGCUUCAUUAGGCACAUUACAUUUAGCCAUUUAUAUUCGAAGAGAUUUAAUUUGGUUUUGCUCUGUUCCUGAAGAAUCAAGUUUUAGCACUCGGCCAGGAACUGCAUUUCGAACAAAAGGCGCUGUUGCAAUUUCGUUUUCAUUAUUUGGGUCAUCAAUAUUAUUUAUAACAUCGCAUCUUACUGCACAUGUUGAAAAAGUUAAAGAACGUUUACAAGAUGUGCGUAGAAUUAUUAAAUCUUUGGAACUUCCAAAACUUUUGCCUGUUAAGCAUAAAACAAAAGAUGUUACUAAUAAUUUUGAUUAUGUAUUUUGGUGCGGAGAUCUAAACUUCAGAUUAGCACAUUCACGACCUGAAGUCAUGAAAUGGGUAACACAACAUAGAUUUCCUUUGGUUUCACCUAUGCAUCAAACACUUUCAGAUCAACUAAAUGACUGUAUCUCAAAUGGUUUGGUAUUUCGUGGAUUCCAAGAAGGCCCAUUAACAUUUGCACCAACAUAUAAGUAUGAUCCAGGAACAGAAAUGUUUGAUACAUCUGCUAAACAAAGAACACCUUCAUAUACAGAUAGAAUUCUUUUCAAAUGUGGAAAACAACAGGUUCUACCAAGUCCCACAGGAUCCACAUGUACUUCAUCUAGUAUUGAAUGUUUAACUUACUGUUCAGUUCCAACAGUAUGUACUUCUGACCAUAAACCAGUUUGGGGUCUUUACAAGUGUUCAAUUAGGCCUGGUAUUGAUACUAUGCCUUUAGCUGCUGGACAGUUUAAUCGUGAUGUUUACUUGGAAGCAAUCAAAAGACGAGCAGCAAGUAUGGACAAACGUGUGGGAACGUCUGCUGUGUGUAACGUACAAUAACAAAAAACUAAUAAGCCUAAAAAUAGGCAAAAAGUGAUAAAAUCUUCUUAAAAGGGUACUAUAUAUUUAGUUUGUAGAAUAAUAUCUAAAGGGGGAUCAAAUAAUUAAUCAUUUUUAUUAAUCAAAAAUGAUUAACUAUAAAGAAGUCAAAUGACAUAUAAAACACGCACUAAAAGACUGCAUGUAAAAGGUAAAAUGAUCAGCUAUAUUAAAUUUGCUUGACUGUCUGUGGUGCUUUCUUUUGUAAUUAUUUUUUUUUUAAUUUUUAUAGAUAUUUAACCAUACUAAAGUAAUUUUGUCUAGUCAAAAUAAAAUAUAAAUGUGCAAUUUUUAAUACCA